AUGUCAGUUCUAAAUUUAACCCAAGAGGAUCUUGAAAAAGUUGCUGAUAUUUAUGAUGUCAUAAGAGUGCUUUAUAAAGAUAAAGAUCCUUCAUUAGAUAAGCUUCUUUCAGACGAUUUAGAAAAUCAUUUGAGAAAUUCCAUGACUGACCUCACAAACCAAUUAUCAGUGGAUGCACCUGAUGAAUUGCUCGAAAUCAAUGUUUUACAAGCAAAAUUUUCACUUUUUGAGUUUUGUAUAGACAAAAUCGCCAGCUACAUGAAUUUCUCUAAGCCAGCCAGCGGGAAAAUCUUAAAACAAGCAGUUGAAGAAUUAAAAUGUUUAUUCGAGACCAUAGCACAAAAGUUAUCAAAAACAAUGAACGAGAAGCUAAAGCUUGAAUUAAGCUUGAAAACCCAAGCAAAAGAAAUAGAAGACGUACUAGUAGCAGCAGAAGCGCUAGAAAAUGCAGUGAAAGUAUGGUUAACAUAGACUUUAACUUUUGAAAGAGACGAACUCAAAAUUGAAGUAGAUAGGGCUAGAAAUGAAAACCAAGAAACAAUUGCACAGCUGGAAACAGAAAACAAAAAAUUUUUAGAAAAAAUUAUUAAAUUGUCCAAGCAGAGUGCAGAAAGCUCUAUUCAAAUUUCAAAUAUCGCAAAAAAAGAAGCAGCAAGAGAACUUAAACCUUUCAGCCCCUUGAAGCCAUUCGCUAAAGUAUUAAUGACUAGCCAAAUUCGAGAUUUGACGUUAAAACAAACUAAAGAUCUGAUAGAGGAAUUAUAUGACAACAAAUUGAAAUAUGAUCUAAAAUGCAUUGAAAAUAGGCAGCCGCGAGAAACUCUAGAACAAUUUAUGCACUCUUACUUAUAUAAAAAAUAUGGCUUAAAGGUAAUUUCAAAAUAGUCAAUCACGACUGAAAUGGAAAGUGCUAUGAAUAAAGCUAUAAUAAAAUACAAUAAUGAUACAGAAGUUUCACUUUUUGGAAAAAUAUUGAAAAAUGAGAUAGAUGAAGAAUUUCAGAUAGUUUUAAAGCAAGUCAAAGAUAAAGCGUUAGAUAUCCUGAAGCAGCAUUUAAAAGCUAAAUUCCCUUAUAUGCAAGAAAAAGCUGUCAAAGAGCUAGUUAUCGAAAAAUCUAAUGGUGAGCUCGAAGAAGACGAGUGAGCUACAAUAGUUUCUGGGCUUUAUUCCCGCAGCGAUGCUGAGUAUUUGCAAGACUUAUUAUCCCAGAAUUCCCCUGUUGUUUCCUCACCUACAAAUAAGCAAAAAAAGCCAAAAGUUUCAUUCAUUAAACUGAUGCAAGUAGUGCAAGAAUUUCAAAUAGCAGGCUAUGAGUCAUACUUAAAGCCAAUCGUAGGAUAUUUCAAUGAGUUUGAUGAAGAUCACAACGGAAUUCUUAAUAUUUCUCAAUUUCAAGGACUUCUGUCAAGAUUAAAUAUUGAAGAAAACAUAGAAAAAUACAAUUCAAUUGUAGAUCCAUUUAGAGCAGGAGUAGUCACUUUCACUGAUUUUGUUACGCUAUUAAAUACGGUAAAAAAUAUACAGGAGCAAGCUGAGAAAAAUGGAGAAACUUUAAGUCUCUUGCAGAAAGUUUACACAGAUAUAAAAGAUAAAUCGCCUUAA
This is a messenger RNA of Blepharisma stoltei, 1602 nucleotides long. The record is from the annotation of a GenBank genome assembly. NCBI's taxonomy places the organism in Eukaryota, Ciliophora, Heterotrichea, Heterotrichida, Blepharismidae.